AUGGCGGUGCCUAAAGAGCCUCUUGGGCCUGAUGUUGCUCAUAACGAGAUCGUACUAGCAGACGCUGAGAAAGAUCAUCGAGUUCAUGUCUCCAGUGAGCAGAACGUUCGGGAACAACUUGAAGGAAUCCGAAUGAACUUCCGUACGAUCCUAGCAAUUGUGUCUCUCGCUGUGACAUAUGAGGCUCUCCUUUUCUCAUUUGUACUUCCUGCAGCAAUUCUCCUUACUAUCAACAAGGACAUUGGGCCUUCAGCCCAAAUCACUUGGAUUGCCACAUCAUGGACUUUGGCUAGUGCUGUCUUGCAAACUAUUGCUGGGCGCUGUAGCGAUAUCUUUGGAAGGCGAAAUUUCUUUAUCGCUGGCAACCUGAUCGCUGUUGUAGGCUGUUCCAUUGCCUGUCGUGCAUCGUCGGUGAAUACAGUCAUUUCGGGCACUGUAUUGAUGGGCUUCGGUGCUGGGCUGCAGUUCUUGUCUUUCGCAGCAAGUGCAGAAAUCGUUCCCAAGAAGCAACGAGGCGUCGUGAUGGGCAGUUUCAGUCUCGUAUCACUCCCUGGAUCUACCUUUGGCUCUGUUAUAGCUUACGCCAUCGUGGCUCAUUUAUCCUGGCGCUGGACAUUCUAUUUGGGCAUUAUUAUAAAUGCCCUGGCUCUUUUGCUUGUGGUAGUCUUUUACUGGCCGCCAGAUUUCGUUGAACUCCAUCCAGAAGGAAAGACUCGUUUCGGCCAAUUCAAGGAGCUCGAUUUCGUAGGACUGCUGCUUUUUGGUGGAGGGUUGACCAGCUUUCUUCUCGGGAUAUCGUUUGGAGGUAACCCGUAUCCGUGGCGAAGUGCUAUCGUGGUGGCACCGACAGUGAUUGGAGGCAUUGCAUUUCUCGUGGCGUUUCCACUAUGGGAAAUUCAUGCGCCGAAAAAUACCGCCAAAUUGUGUCCUCCUGAAGUGGUCAAGAACGUCCGAGGUGUUACCCUUCCAAUGUUAGUGAUGUUCGUAUCAGGGAUGACUCUUAUGAGUCUUCAAGUCUUCUGGCCUCAACAAGUGCAACUUUUGUUCACGCAGGAUCCAACGAUGAUUGGAUGGUACAGCCUGGCGUAUAACGCGACUGCAACAGCUGGCACUGUUAUUGGAGGCGGCCUCUUCGCCAUCAUUCGAAGAACAAAAUACCAGUUCAUUGGAUACGUUUGGUUUCAGACAGUGUUCAUAUCGUUGAUGGCGACGGUGAACCAAAAUACGCCGGCGAAGGCAAUUGUCUUUGUAGGACUUGCAAGUUUUGCAAUUGGUGCAUCGCAAACACUGGCCAUCGUCAUUGUCGGACUCGGUGCAGAUGAUAAGCAUAUCGGCGUAGCAGUUGGCUUACUGAACUCUUUGCGUUCAACUGGCGGAGCAGUAGGGAUUGCGAUUUAUUCCUCAUUAUUCUCCAACAAGAUCAGCCGAGAGCUUGUCCCGAAGGUCGCCACAGCAAUUGUCCAAGCUGGAUUGCCAGUCACAUCGGUGGAAGCUUUCCUUGUGGCUCUGACAUCGGGCGUUCCACCCUCCGUCGAGUUUGUGCCAGGCAUCACUCCAGAGAUCUUCGCUGCUGGAGUCGAUGCAAUGAAAGAUGUAUACGCCAGUGGAUUUAGGCUCAUUUACCUCGUUGGGAUGGCUUUCGGCUUGCUGGCAUGCCUAGGGGUUUGCUUUGUCGGCAGCGUGGACAGUAAACUGACGAAGCAAAUUGCUGUCAAAGUCGACAGACCACACAUUAUUAGUCAUGGAAAACCCGAUACGAAGGUUUUAGAUAACAAGGAGCCAGCUGAGGCUAUCGACCAUUGA
This is a messenger RNA of Exophiala bonariae, 1803 nucleotides long. RefSeq lists its product as uncharacterized. The record is from RefSeq and is a predicted model, not a curated record. The transcript has 12 exons. Gene Ontology annotation, molecular function: transmembrane transporter activity. Lineage: Eukaryota; Fungi; Ascomycota; Eurotiomycetes; Chaetothyriales; Herpotrichiellaceae. Gene Ontology annotation, biological process: transmembrane transport. Bases 1 to 1803 code for a protein of 600 amino acids. Gene Ontology annotation, cellular component: plasma membrane.